Portunus trituberculatus (swimming crab) is the source of this 4009-nucleotide messenger RNA. It is a transcript of the gene Not10, whose product is annotated as CCR4-NOT transcription complex subunit 10-A-like. Lineage: Eukaryota; Metazoa; Arthropoda; Malacostraca; Decapoda; Portunidae. Gene Ontology annotation, molecular function: protein binding. Gene Ontology annotation, biological process: mRNA catabolic process; negative regulation of translation. Gene Ontology annotation, cellular component: CCR4-NOT complex. Bases 129 to 2291 code for a protein of 720 amino acids. The transcript is spliced from 16 exons. The record is from RefSeq and is a predicted model, not a curated record.
UGCAGCCACAGAACCAAGAUCAAGGCACGGGUGGCUGGGUGGCUGGCUGCCUGUCUGUCACUUUCCUCGUGUGCUGCCCUUCUCCAGCUGCCCCUAUGUACUCCCUUUAGCAAAAGAGGGGAGCACAAAUGGCAGAGAGCAAGAAUGGGGGGGAGGAGUGCCCAGAAUCUCCCACCACAACAGAAACUUCCAGCAAUUCAGAUGCAACAGACACAGAACGGGAAUGGGCACAGGCAGCACAGACACAGUUCACUAAGGGAAACUAUGUGGCUGCCCUCACACUACUCUCUUACCUCCACGGCACUAGACCAAAGGAUCCAAAGGUCCUGAUGAACAAGGCUGUUGUAGAAUACUAUAAGAGUGACCUGAAGAAAACAGAAUCAUUUCGUAAACAACUGGCGGACAUCUGUACACAAUGUGGGAUCAAAAUAGAUGCAGUAGGUACAGGGGAUGAGGUGGAACGGAGUGUGAUCCGCUUCAAUCAUUGUGUGGUGUUGUAUCACCUCCAUCAGUACUGUGCUGCCCUUGCCCUCCUGGAGAAGAUGUACACUGGCCUGGAGUCUUUGGAGGAGAGUGUUGGUAUAGGUGUGUGUCUGCUGAUGGCUGAGUGUCACCUGGGAACAUAUCAUCCAGAGCGAGCCCUUACCAUCAUUACCCACACGGAGACCACCUUCUUGCCUCAGCCAUUGCCUCAUACACCUUCACAUAAGCAACCUCCACCACAGGAAAAGGAAAACAAAUCUCCAGAAAAAAUUAGUGUAUCUGGUGGGACUGGAAGUAGCAGUAGUAGCAGCAGUAGUAGCAGUAGUAGUAGCAGCAGCAGCAGUACCACAAGCACAGCAACCGAUGAAAUUCGAUGUAGUGCCACUCAGGAACAAUUACGGGGGAAGCUUCAGCAGCUGCGUGUGCGGGCAUUGCUCAUGAUGAGAGCUUUGAGGGUGGCCAAGAAGGAACUCAAAACAAUAGUAACCCAUGCAGUCACUGCUGGCAACUCUUUGAAUGUGACCCUCAUAAGUCUGAAGAGUCAGCUUGAAUACUUGAAAGGCAACUUUCGGAAAGCUAUCAAAGUUCUUAAUCAGUGUGCAGCAAUACCUCCUCCUAGUCCGUCAUAUGGCCCUAGUCUUGGUGUCAUGUACUAUAACAACCUGGGAGUUAUUCACCUGGGCAUGGGUAAGCCAACAGUAGCCUGCCUUUACUUGCAGAAGGCUCUCCAAGAAACUCAGAAUGGAGAAGAAUCAAAUUCAUCAGCACACUCAGAGGUGUUGUCACACCAACCACUGUAUCAGUUGAGCAGCAAUGUGCAGCCUGAGCUUUACUACAACCUAGGUGUGACAUUGUUGCACAUGAACAAACCUGACAAGGCCUUUGACUUCUUACUAGAGGUGCUGCAGGUGCAUCCUAUGAACCCACGGUUGUGGCUGCGGCUUGCUGAAUGCUGCAUCACCGUACACAAGCUGGGCUUGAAGGAAGACCAAAGCUCCAAGAGGUCCAUUAUUCAGGGGACAGUUGGUGUUGGGAUGCAUCGCAAGAUCUGCCUCACUACACGCAUCACCGACCAUAACAAGAAAAAGAGCGAAAUGGAUUCCGAGUCAGAUGCAGCCUUUCCAGAGCCCACGCUAGAGUUUGCGCGUCUGUGCCUCCGCAAUGCCCUUACCAUCCUUCCUGAGAAUGUCUCCACCACCUCCCUUACAGAUGAGCAGGAAGUCUCAGGAGUGAUGCCAGAGCUCUAUCCUGCUGGGCCCUCCUCUCCUCUGCGUGGUGCUGAGGUAGUGAGCCUGAGAGUGUCAGCAUUGGCCUGCAGUGCCUAUGUGGGUCUCUGCCUGUCAGACUUCUCUGCAGCCCUCCGCCAUGCAGAACUCCUGCUGGUUGCUCAUCCCAAAAUACCAGAUGUGUAUAAACUGCUGGGCCAUCUCUAUGCUGGGGAAGCCCUCAUCUCCCUGGGGAAGGUAACUGAGGCUAUACAACACCUGGAUCCCAGGGUAGUAGGGGAGGUCUCCCUCUCACCACCAGCUCAAGAAGCCUCCAACUCAUUCCCAGCUUUCACUCCUUCCCAAGGGUGGCUCAACACGACUGCCACCACUGCCAUGCAGGUGAUGCGGUAUAACUUGAGUGUAGCAUAUGCCCUGCGUGGUGAGUGGGAGAAGGCAAAUAACCUGCUGAAGGAGGUAUGGACUGAAAGCAAUGGAAAUAUGCCAGCACAGGUCAUCAUGCUGGCCAUGUAUAUCAAUCUGCAGAUGGGUCAUGUUGAUAUUAUGAAGAACAUUGUUAAGAAUAACAUAUUAUUAACAUGAGAAUGGUUGCUGACUUUGUUGCUCACAAUGUAUCUAGGGGAAAUUCCUAUUAAUAUAAUGUAUAAACUUAUUCCUAUUAGAGUAAGUGCAGACAUGUCUUAAUUUAUGGAGAGUCUGUAUUGCAAAAUGCGUUUAGCAAUUUAAAUUUUUGUGAUGUUAAAGAUGUUUUCUUAGAAAUUGUCAGCAAUAUAUUAUGGGCUUGUGUACUGUGACUGCAUAUAUUGUAUGAUAGGAUGAUCCUGACUCUAUCUGUAACUAGUGACAGCAACUACACUUGUAGCAUGUAAGUGUGAGCAUCCACAAGCAGCAUUGGACUGGCAUGUGCAAGAUAAUAUUAUGAUUAUUCAUGGAAAUGGGUAAUUGUUGCAGUUAGAUUGAGUUGCUUAAGCAGCAUGUUCAAUAGUCUCUCUCUCUCUCUCUCUCUCUCUCUCUCUCUCUCUCUCUCUCUCUCUCUCUCUCUCUCUCUCUCUCUCUCUCUCUCUCUCUCUCUCUCUCUCUCUCUCUCUCAUGAAGAUAAUGGAGAUAUAAUUUAAAAUGCUUGAAAAAUGGAAUAGAGUAGUAAAGAAUAUGAAAUCAUGUAAACUAAUGAGAGAGAAAAUUAAGGGAGUGCCUUUUAAGAUAGGAAACUUCAACCUAUAUUCUUUGACAAGUAAGGGUAUUGUAUAGAUGAGAUGGCUGUUCACUUUCCCUUUCUCCAUUCUCUACUCAGCCAUUUGAAGAGCUGGGAGUGGCAGGCAUUGAAUUUAGGUUUGGUUGCACCAGUUUGAGCUUAGCUAUGGAAUUAUAGAAGAGUAUCCAAUGAACAAUAACUGAACUUUGACCAUAUUAGUGUUUGAGGCUGUAUAUGUAAUGCUUUAUUUUAUGAAAUAAUGAGGAUUUUGAUGCAAAGGAUAGCCUUGAGAGAGGGAAUGGUUAAGGAUCAAACCACCUGACUUUCAACAUACAUUGUCUCAACUCAUUACCUGUCUGCUGUAAAUAAUUGCCAUGGCUCAAGUGGAUACUAAUUGUGUCAAAACGAGAUGUGAUACAAUUCUAGUAACAAAUGGAGAGAACAUAAAAUAGGAGGCUACAGUAUAUUAUAUAAGCUACCUCUUUACUAAUUAGGGAAGAAAAUAAUACAGGGAUUUCUCAAAUUAUGCAAGGGAUUUAUUCCUGAAGGGAUCGAGUAAUGUAAAAGAAUCGCAUAAAGUAACAUGAUUACUGAACUAGUACAUACCAAGUCUGGAGGAUUGCAUUCAACUGACCUUAAGUCGAAGGAUAUGAGUUGUGGGAUAUCAAACAAACUUUUAAAGAAGUUAUGUUUUAUCAUUGCUUACUUGUACAUGUUUAUAUUAAACGUUACAGUUAUGUAGCUUUGUAUUGCAUGUUGGAUGCAUCUGUGUCUGUGCCUGUGUCUGAUUCCAUGACUGGUUUGGGUUUGUCUGCUUGAUAUAAUACAGUUAUGGAUUUUUUUUUUUUUUUUUUUUUUUUUUUUUUGCUUUUCCUUUGGGAACACUUCAUAGCAGGCCAUUUUGCUCAUCACUUCUCUGGUAAACUUCAUUGCUUUUCUUCACAUUUGGAUAAUUUUCUAAGUUCAUACUUUGGGACAAGUUUGUGUCUGUCAUGGUUUGCCAAGUUUGUUCUGAUGCUGCUGCUGCUGCCUCAUCCAUGAACUGCUCUCUCUCUCUCUCUCUCUCUCUCUCUCUCUCUCUCUCUCUCUCUCUCUCUCUCUCUCUCUC